CUUGGCCAAGGUUGCCAGAAUUGAUAAACCCUCGGCUAGAGACUGCGCAAUUGCCAUCCAAUCGGAGAGCAAAUAGUCCAUUGCCAACCAGUCAGGGUGGAGUGCGAAGGCGACAGGCUUCAGUGUUAAGUCGCACUGUUAAGUCACUGACACGUUGCGUACCAGGAUGAGGUCUGAGUGAAGAUCAAAACCCCAGCACUGAAACUCAGCUCAUCACCACCACUACCCGGAGACCUCUGGAGCCCUCUAACAGCGUGACGAUGAGUCCUGCCUCAGCCAGCUGUGCCCCAGCCUGCAUGACUCGGCUGUGUCUGCUGCUCCUAGCCUGCUUGCUGCUUCCCGUCAGCUGUGACGAGGAUUACUACAAGCUCCUGGGGGUCCAAAGAGAGGCCAGCACCAGGGAGAUCAGACAGGCCUUCAAGAAGCUGGCACUCACAACACACCCGGACAAGAACCCUAAUGACCAGACGGCCCACGAUAAGUUCCUGAAGAUCAACCGGGCGUACGAGGUGCUGAAGGACGAGGACCUGAGGAAGAAGUACGACAAGUACGGCGAGAAGGGUCUGGACGAGCAGCAGGGCGGGCGUUACGAGAGCUGGAACUACUACAGAUACGACUUCGGGAUCUAUGACGACGACCUGGAGAUCAUCACUCUGGACAGAGGAGACUUUGAUGCGGCGGUUAACUCCGGGGAGCUGUGGUUUGUCAACUUCUACUUCCCUCGCUGCUCCCACUGCCACGAGCUGGCCCCCACGUGGAGGGACUUUGCAAAGGAGAUGGACGGCGUGAUAAGGAUCGGAGCGGUGAACUGUGGCGACAACGGCCGGCUGUGCCGCAGCAAAGGCGUCAGCAGCUACCCCAGCCUCUACGUCUUUAAAGCCGGCAUGAACCCUGAAAAGUACCACGGGGACAGAUCGAAGGAGAGCCUCACCAAGUUUGCCAUGCAGUUUGUGAAGAGCAGAGUCACAGAGCUCUGGCAAGGGAACAUCUUCAAGGAGAUUGAGCAAUCGUUUUUGUCAGGCAUAGGCUGGCUUAUCACCUUCUGUGCUGAGACUGGAGAUUGCGUGGGAUCACAGACCAGACAGAAGUUGGCGGGGAUGCUGGAGGGCCUGGUGAACGUGGGCUGGAUGGACUGCACCACCCAGGCGGAGCUGUGUGACAGCUUUGAGGUGACGGGCAGCUCCACCGCAUUCUUCCCCCCUGGCAGCACCCUGAAGGACAGGGCCAGCGUCCUGUUCCUUCAAAGUCUGGAUGCCAGGGACAUCUACAGUGAGGUGAUCCAGCACCUGCCAGACUUGGAGACUCUGACCAAAGACAGCUUCAAGGUGAAGCUGGAGCGCCAUCGCUGGCUGGUGAGCUUCUCCUUCGGUCAGAGGGGCCUGGCGUCCCAUGAGUACAAGAAGCUCAAGACCCUGCUGAGAGACGACCACAUACAGGUGGGCAGGGUGGACUGCUUGUCGGAGGCAGAGCUGUGUGGCUCUCUCUACAUCCAGAAGCCUUGCAUCGCCGUCUUCAAAGGCCUGGGCAUCCACGACUUUGAGAUCCACCACGGGAGGGACGUCCUGUAUAACAUUGUGGCGUUUGCCAAGGAGAGCGUGAGGGCCCAUGUGACCACCCUCAGGCCAGACACCUUCCCCCUCGAUGUCAAGGAGCCCUGGUUGGUCGACUUCUUCGCUCCGUGGUGUCCUCCAUGCAGAGCACUCCUCCCUGAGCUGAGGAAGGCCUCGGUGCAGCUGGUUGGUCAGCUGAAGUUUGGAACGUUGGACUGUACCAUUCACGAGGAGCUGUGUAGCAGGUACAACGUCCAGUCCUACCCCACCACGGUGAUCUUCAACAGGACCGGCAUCCACGAGUACGAGGGGCAGCACUCUGCUGACGGCAUCCUGGAGUUCAUACAGGACCUGGUGAACCCCAGCGUGGAGGUGCUGGACCAGGACAGCUUCUCCAGGCUGGUGAGGAGGAGGCCGGAGGGGGAGACCUGGAUGCUGGACUUCUACGCCCCGUGGUGUGGGCCCUGCCAGGCCCUGCUGCCAGAGUGGAGGAGGAUGGCACGGAUGCUCAGCGGCGUGAUCCGUGUCGGGUCAGUGGACUGUCAGAAGCACCAGUCGUUCUGUCAGAACCAGGGGGUGCGAGCGUACCCAGAGAUCCGCCUGUACCCCCAGAACGCGCAGAGACCAGACCACUUCCAGGGCUACAGUGGCUGGCACAGGGAUUCCCACUCUCUCAAGGUGUGGGCUCUGGGGUCUCUCCCCAGGGCAUCGGUGGACCUGGGUCCGGAGGGCUUUAGGACCCAUGUGCUGGGGGGGCAGGACCACUGGGUGGUGGACUUCUAUGCUCCCUGGUGCGGGCCUUGCCAGCACUUUUCUCCUGAGUUUGAGGUUCUUGCCCGGAUGGUGAAGGGCACUGUAAGAGCAGGGAAGGUGGACUGCCAGGCGCACUACCAGACAUGCCAGAGCGCUGGCAUCACCGCCUACCCCAGCGUCCGGUUCUACCCCCACCUGGGCACCAGGAGGCACGACCAGGGAGGGGAGCACAUCAACAGUCGAGACGCCGGCAUCAUCGCCGACAUCCUCCGCCAGCGGCUGCAGCUGCUGUCGCCACGGUUACACGACCAGAGCAGCCUCAAGGAUGAAUUGUGAAAGGCGGAGACCUGAUUGGACGACUCACCCGCCAAACCACAACCCACAGGCACAUGCAUUCUUCUUGAUAAUAUAGGACUCCGAGAACGUAGGAGGUGCGAAUUAGAAGACAUCCGUCCAAAGACCUAUACUACGAAGCAGGGUUUGGCGUUAGCAAACUCCAGGUUUAACCCUGGGUUUUCAGUGUCACGACGGUGGUUCACUUUUUACCGGGGUACAUCACCAUGGUAACUUAAAUUGCACACUUAGCCUGCUUGGGAUCUCGGUUUGAGAUGGCAGAUCAACACGUAUAAAUGCACCGCCUACUGACCAACCAGAUCUCUUUGAAAAUGGCGCCACCGUUCAUAGAGGAUCUCGGUGAAUGGCGAGAGGGUCUCUUAGGAAGGCAAGAGUUUUGAAAAAGUGAUCGACAAAACCCUUCAGAUCUCCCUGGCGAGUGUCGACAUGAUGAACCAUGAGGUUCAUCUUUAGCAGCUUCUUAAGCCAAACGUUGCCAGUCUUCAUCGCUUCAUUUUCUUUCCCCUCUUAGCUGCGAGCAAUUUCAAAGCCAUUUCACUGUUCCAUAGGCCUUUUAAAUCCCGAUAGCAUCUUAAAAACAGACUGAUUAAAGCACUAAAACCUCGUGCUUGUCGACCUUUUCAGAUUUGAAAGGAAGCCUAGCAUACUUGCCAAUUUGAAUUGAAUUCAAAUCUGAAUUCAAAAUGCUAUCGUUUGAAUGUUUUUAUAUUUGUUCUUUGCUUCCGAGACUUUAACACUGCAGGGGUUGCAGCUGAAAGAAUAAAGCGAAAAUUGUCUUGACACGCCAUAAUAAUAGAUCCUAGCAGCACAUUAAUUUAACGGAAUACUCAAUUGUAAUUACAGUCAGAUCUAUUAUAGUCGUGCCUUGCUGAUGGGGCAAUGAUCUCGAUAAGCCAAUUAAAUUAUGCAUUUACACAAUCUGCAAUUUUUUUGCCAGCUUUCCUCCUGCAGCCACUGUGCUGUUUUUAGCCGUGAUUAUAGUAA
Messenger RNA from Osmerus eperlanus (European smelt), 3641 nucleotides. RefSeq names its product DnaJ (Hsp40) homolog, subfamily C, member 10 (gene dnajc10). Gene Ontology annotation, biological process: IRE1-mediated unfolded protein response. The coding region runs from base 261 to 2639 and encodes 792 amino acids. The transcript has 23 exons. The record is from RefSeq and is a predicted model, not a curated record. Gene Ontology annotation, cellular component: endoplasmic reticulum lumen. Gene Ontology annotation, molecular function: oxidoreductase activity, acting on a sulfur group of donors, disulfide as acceptor; protein-disulfide reductase activity; misfolded protein binding. NCBI's taxonomy places the organism in Eukaryota, Metazoa, Chordata, Actinopteri, Osmeriformes, Osmeridae.